Messenger RNA from Gastrolobium bilobum, 4742 nucleotides. Its product is annotated as helicase-like transcription factor CHR28. Lineage: Eukaryota; Viridiplantae; Streptophyta; Magnoliopsida; Fabales; Fabaceae. The coding region runs from base 315 to 4307 and encodes 1330 amino acids. The transcript has 12 exons. The record is from RefSeq and is a predicted model, not a curated record. Gene Ontology annotation, molecular function: metal ion binding; ATP binding; ATP-dependent chromatin remodeler activity.
CCUAUUUAAACGUACUCCAUGAUGUACGUACGACUCUGUCCUCUCUUUCUCUUUCUAUCUCUAUCUUUUUUCUCUUUUUCCCUUCGAAUAAGGGACGAAGAAAAAUCGCAUCACGAACCUUCUUAGAAACCUCCGUUGAUUCUUCAAGAGCUCGCACCGCACGCCCUCUACCUUUUUGUACCGUUCUCUGCAGAGAAUGCGAUUGUACGAAUUGCUCUUCGAUUUCGAGAAUCAGAACCGAAGGUUUUCGUUUUGGGCUUCAGAAAAAAGCGAGUUAGGGUUUUGACGCGUUUGAGCUUGUUAGGUUCUCUGUGAUGAUGGCGGAUGAGGUAUUCGACUACCAGAGACUGUUGGCGGACGUCGGGGACGCUGAUGAUAACGAUAACCUCUUUAUUGAUUUCGAUACGGUUAUGAGCGUUCUUGAUGAGGAUCGCGAUCCUUCCGAGAGUAGACCUGCGGAUUCUUCAUUGCAAAACGUUUCACCUGGUGAAUCUGGUAUCCAUGAUAAUUUUCUGCUUCAAAAUGGAAAUUACGUGCUUGACUAUGAACAUGAAAACCAAGGACCUUCAUCACAGACUUGGUCUUCUCCAAAUGCUUUUCCUGUUGGUUACAGGGGUUCGUUCUCUGUGGUUGAAAGUGAUGAGAUUUGCUACACAGAAAGGAGGGGAGUUUCUAAAUGUGAGAUACCUGCUUACAGUGUGGACACAAGUUUCCCUGAAGCAAAUUCAAACAACAUAGCCGUUUGUGGAGAUAAUUUGAAUCUGAGUCUGUGGAAGGGUGAAAAUGAUAGCGAAAUCAAGCAUGUGGGAGAUGAUGUAGAAUCUGAGCAUGCUUCACACAGCUCUAUAGUUGAGAAUGUUGAUGUAAAUUUUGAAGACUAUGGAACUUUUUUUAAAGACAUUGUUGGAGUUUCUGGGCAACAGGAGAAUGACUCGUGUACAUCUUUUCAAAUGUCAUUUGUGGAUACUGAUAUACCUUUGCACGUUGCAACUUCAACUGAUUCUUCUAUUUGUCAAGGUUCCAAUGUUCCUAGUGAUUUUAGUGAAUACAAUCCAUCGUUGGACUGUUACCAGGGUACAGAUGAUAGAUCUGUUGUUGUUGACACCUCUGGUUGUUUGCCUAACGGUGUUUAUCCUCAAAUAUUUAAAAAUGAAGAAAUGACGAGGAACAUGAAGCUGGCAAAAAUGGAGUUCUUUGCUAAUACAGCACAUGUGAGUAGUGGCAUGCAUUCCAGCAUUACUGGUGGGAUUUCUUUUCAAGAUGGUCAAUUCAUGUUAGAAGAUAGUAAAUAUCCUUCUUUUUUUCCUGGUAAUGUUCUCUUAGAAGACAAAUCAUCAGUGGAACUGUCAACUUGCGCUUCAUAUAUUUCAAGUGAAGGCCAAUCAUUACAUCUCAAAGCUGAAAGAGGUGAACUGAUUAUGCCUUACCAAAAUUCUUUUCACAGUGAUGAUGCUGAGCUCAAUGCAGGUCAAGAUGUGAAACAAUUACCUGGUAUUUUCCGUUCUGUUGGAUGUCAGAGUUAUGAUUUUUUCAAGCGUGAGGAUAGUGAUACAGUUAUAGCGACUGAGAAAUCCAAUUAUUAUCAAGAUAUUAUGGAUGGAACUGCUGAUAAAUUUCUAGGAAACAUGGCAAAUUCAAAUUUAAAAUCCGUAGACAAAUCUUUAUCCGAUGCCCAGGCGUCAAUUGCUUGUGAGAAGCAGUUUAAUUGUGUUACGAGUGAAGGAGAGGGCAAAUCAAUUCAACAUAGUAUUGAUUCACAACUUUCAAAAGGAAGUAGUGAGAGAUCCAAUGUUGAGGAUGACUCUGAUGUUUGUAUUAUCGAAGACAUCAGUCAUCCUGCACUAAUGCGUCGGUCUGCAGAACUUGGGAAUUCCCUUAAUAUGUCACAGACUUCUAGAUGUGGUUAUACGCGGCCUUAUAUGGGGGGAGGCACAAGGCCAAAGGCACGUGAUGAGCAAUACAUAUUACGAGCUGCAUUGCAGGAUCUAUCUCAGCCAAAGUCAGAAGUUAGUCCACCUGAUGGACUUCUGGCAGUUCCUCUUUUACGACAUCAGAGAAUUGCUUUAUCAUGGAUGGUUCAGAAGGAAACAUCGAGUUUAUACUGCUCCGGAGGAAUUCUUGCAGAUGAUCAGGGUCUUGGAAAAACAGUGUCGACCAUUGCUUUAAUAUUAAAGGAAAGACCUCAGUUGCUUAAUACAUGCAACAAUAUUCAAAAAAGUGAAUUAGAAACUUUGAAUUUGGAUGCGGAUGAUGACCUGCUUCCUGAGAAUGGUGGAGUGAAGAAAGAAUCUAGUAUGUGCCAGGACUUGUCUAGUAAAAAUCCAAUCAAGAGCUUGAAUUUGUUGGUGCAUGCAAAGGGAAGGCCAUCUGCUGGAACCCUUAUUGUUUGUCCAACUAGUGUCCUGCGACAAUGGGCUGAUGAGUUGCAUAAUAAGGUAACCUGCAAAGCAAAUCUCUCUGUGCUAGUGUACCAUGGAAGCAAUCGAACAAAAGAUCCUUAUGAGCUUGCCAAGUAUGAUGUUGUUCUGACGACUUAUGCAAUUGUCGGCAUGGAGGUCCCUAAGCAGCCUCUGGUUGACAAAGAUGAUGGUGAAAAAGGAAUUUAUGAAGAUCAUACUGUACCAAGUAGGAAAAGGAAAUGCCCUUCCAGUUCUAGUAGAAGUAGAAAGAAGGGAAAUGACAACGUAGUGCUUGAGGCCGUUGCUCGUCCUCUUGCAAAGGUGGCUUGGUUUAGAGUUGUACUGGAUGAGGCCCAGAGUAUAAAGAAUCACAGAACUCAAGUUGCAAGAGCCUGUUGGGGUCUUCGAGCUAAGCGUAGAUGGUGCCUGUCGGGGACUCCGAUCCAAAAUGCAAUUGAUGAUCUCUACAGCUACUUUAGAUUUCUAAGAUAUGACCCUUAUGCUGUGUACACAUCAUUUUGUUCUACAAUUAAGACUCCAAUCAACAGAAAUCCAUCAAAAGGUUAUAGAAAGCUACAAGCUGUCUUAAAAACGAUAAUGUUACGUCGGACUAAAGGCACACUUCUUGAUGGGGAACCUAUUAUUUCCUUGCCACCUAAAUUUGUAGAGUUGAAAAAAGUGGAUUUUUCACAGGAGGAACGUGAUUUCUAUUCCAGACUAGAGGCUGAUUCACGUGCACAGUUUCAGGAAUAUGCUGAUGCUGGAACGGUGAAGCAAAACUAUGUCAACAUUUUAUUGAUGCUUCUGCGCCUUAGACAAGCUUGUGAUCACCCUCUGCUUGUCAAGCAUUACAAUUCUAAAACUCUCUGGAAAUCUUCAGUUGAGAUGGCAAAGAAGCUUCCUCAGGAAAAACGAUUAUCGCUUUUAAAAUUUUUAGAGGCUUCCUUGGCCCUCUGUGGUAUCUGUAAUGAUCCUCCUGAAGAUGCUGUUGUUUCAGUCUGUGGUCACGUUUUCUGUAAUCAGUGCAUUUGCGAACAUCGUACUGGUGAUGACAAUCAGUGCCCUGUAUCAAAUUGCAAAACUCGACUAAGCAUGUCUUCAGUGUUUUCCAAAGCCACGCUGAACAGUUCUCUUUCGGACGAUGCUUGUGAUAAUUUGCCUGGUUACUCUAGUUCUGAAGUGGUGGAAUCUGAGCCAUGUUCUCAGGCUCAGCCAUCUGAUUCUUCAAAAAUUAAGGCUGCACUUGAGGUGUUGCUCUCACUGUCUAAACCACAAUGCCAUAUUUCCAAAAAAAAUUCUGUGCAGAGCUUUUUGGGGGGAAGUACUGAAUGCCAUGGGAGCUCCUGUAAUGCUGACAAUGGGAAAUCCUUUGAUGAUUGUCCUGAGAAUCAAAGUGUGUUUGUGGAGAGAAGCUCUAAUGAUGCAGUUGGUGCUGUAGGGGAGAAAGCUAUAGUGUUUUCUCAGUGGACCAGGAUGCUAGAUUUGCUUGAAGUGUGUCUUAAGAAUUCUUCAAUUCAGUAUAGAAGACUUGAUGGAACAAUGUCAGUCAUUGCAAGAGAUAAAGCUGUUAAAGAUUUUAACACACGCCCUGAGGUAUCAGUUAUGAUAAUGUCUUUGAAGGCUGCCAGUCUUGGUCUGAACAUGGUGGCAGCCUGCCAUGUUCUUAUGCUAGAUCUAUGGUGGAAUCCUACAACUGAAGAUCAAGCAAUAGACAGAGCGCAUCGAAUUGGGCAGACACGUCCUGUUACAGUUUUGCGGUUAACUGUGAGAGAUACAGUUGAAGACCGUAUUUUAGCUCUGCAGCAAAAGAAGCGAAAGAUGGUUUCAUCUGCAUUUGGCGAGGAUGGAACUGGUGGUCGUCAAAGUCGCCUUACAGUAGAUGAUUUAAAAUACUUGUUUAUGAUGUGAUUAGACAUACAUCCUUACAGAUAUAAUUUUAAUUUUUUGGAUUGGUAAUUUUUUCCCCUGGAGCAGGCGUCAUUGUAGGUUCUUUUUUGGUGGCAGCAGAAGAAACAGUAAGCAGAAAAUUUUCUAACAUGACCUCUGUUGACACUUGACAUGAAGUUUAUGUGAAUUGUCUUUAUAGUUAGAGUGAGAUUAUUCAUUCGUAUACCUUGGAAUUUUGGUUUAGUCUUUGACAUUUGUAUAGGUUGCAGAGAGCAGUAGCAUAUAGACAGCAACAUAGAAAUUGUUGUUCUCAUUGUAAAUAAUAUAGAUAGUAUCUUUUUCCCUUUCGAUUCUUUCUCGCUCUAUUUUGUUUCUUUUAAUUUUAAAUGCAACGUUGGAAGGAUAUGAUAAUUAUAUUUGACUAUCCGAGAGGUUUGGGGGGGAUGGUGAUUUUGG